Messenger RNA from Punctularia strigosozonata HHB-11173 SS5, 2775 nucleotides. Its product is annotated as HSP70-domain-containing protein. The record is from RefSeq and is a predicted model, not a curated record. Gene Ontology annotation, cellular component: endoplasmic reticulum chaperone complex. Bases 96 to 2708 code for a protein of 870 amino acids. Gene Ontology annotation, biological process: negative regulation of hypoxia-induced intrinsic apoptotic signaling pathway; endoplasmic reticulum unfolded protein response; cellular response to hypoxia. The transcript is spliced from 8 exons. Lineage: Eukaryota; Fungi; Basidiomycota; Agaricomycetes; Corticiales; Punctulariaceae. Gene Ontology annotation, molecular function: ATP-dependent protein folding chaperone; ATP binding.
GGCUCGAUUAAUGCUAGACCUGACACGUUGAUACCCUCCACGCACUCUUAACGCAUUGCUCUAGACGGCAGGACUCUCUCUGGACUUCACCCAACAUGCAUCGCUUUCAUCGACAUCUCUCGGUUCUCUUAGUGUUAUGUCUGGCGUUCGUGACGAGGGAGGCGCUGGCGUCGGUGCUCGCGAUCGACUACGGCGCGGACUGGAUCAAGGCGUCGUUGAUGAAGCCCGGUGUGCCCUUUGACGUGCUGCUGAACAAGGACUCGAAGCGGAAGAUACAGUCGAGCGUCGCAUGGAAGAAUGACGAUAGACUUUUUGCUUCCGAUGCCGCGAAUAUCGCGACUCGCUUCCCCACGGACUCGUUCUCCUCGCUCAAGUUCCUGCAAGCCGUGCCCUACGACGCGGACGCCGUCUCGUUCUACGCCAACGUCUCCACCGCCGAAACGGUCGAGACCGCGCGGCACACCGUCGCCCUCGUCCGCAAGGACGGCACGGUGUGGAGCGUCGAGGAGCUGAUCGGGAUGCAGUUCUCGUACGUGAAGGAGCUCGCGGAGUCGCUCGCGGGCGAGAAGGUGACGGACGUGAUCGUCGCCGUGCCGUCCUUCUACUCCCAGUUCGAGCGCGACGCGGUCGCGGACGCGAUCGAGAUCGCGGGACUCCGGCUGCUCGCGCUCAUCAACGACGGCACGGCGGUCGCGGUCAACUACGCGAUGACGCGCACGUUUGCGAAGCCCGAGUAUCACGUCGUGUACGACGCGGGCGCGAGUGCGAUCAGGGCGAGCGUCGUGGAGUUCGCGACGGAGAAGGGCGCGACGAGUAUCAUUGUUAAGGGCGUGGGCCACGACCGGUCUACGGGUGGCACCGAGCUCGAUCGCCGCUUGCGGGACCUGUUGGCCGAGGACUUCAAGACGAAAUACGGGAAGGAUAUCAGGACCGAUAAACGCGGCAUGGCGAGGUUGUGGAAGGAGGCCGGGCGGGUGAAGGCGAUCUUGAGCGCGAACACGGAGAGCAGGGUCACGGUGGAGAGCAUCGCGUUCGAUAUCGACUACAAGAGCAGGAUCACCCGCGCGGCGUUUGAGGAGGCGUGCAAGGACUUGCACUCGCGGUUCGCGCAACCGGUGUUAGACGCUAUCGCCCACUCGGGGUUGACCUUGGAACAAAUCAACUCGGUCAUUCUCUUCGGUGGAAGCACCAGGACGCCGAUGAUACAGUCUGCGCUUAGGGCCGCCGUUGGAGACAAUAAGGUCGCCACCAACGUAAACGCCGAUGAAGCGGCCGUUCUCGGUGCCGCCCUUCAUGGCGCCUCUCUCAGCAGGCAGUUCAAGACCAAGGACAUUAAGAUCUCCGACAUCACACCCUACGACGUCCAGGUCUCGUAUCAGGCCGAGGGCGCCAAGCCGCGCACCAUCAAUACGCUCGUCUUCCCCGCUGGUAGCAAGGUCGGAACGAAAAAGACGCUGACGUUUAAGCGCAAGGAGGACUUCAAGGUCACGAUGGCGUAUAAGACGCCACCCGCUCCUGGAUUCCCAACUGACCUUCUCGAAGUCGACAUUACUGGGGUAGCAGAAGCCAUUGCUAACCUUACCGAACGAGGCGCCGUCGACCCCGUCGUAAAGGCGACAAUCUCUCUUUCCGAAUCAGGCUUUGGGUCCGUUCCGGAAGCGGUCGCCUACGGCGAGAUCAAGGACGAGUCGAUCGCAGGAAAAUUGAAGAAUCUGUUUGGUAAAGGGUCGUCUUCGGAGGUGUCGGCGGAAGAGACCGAAUCCGUGUCGGACGCGCAGGCUUCGCCGUCUGCGUCUGCUGAGAAGAAGAAGGAGACGAAGAAGGAGGACACGAUCAAGCUGACGGUGACGCCGCGGUUCCCGUCGAUUGCGCCGAUGACCGUCGAGGAGAAGAGGACUGCGCGUGAUCGGUUGCGGGCGGUAGAUGCCGAGGAGGCUGUCAAACGCCGCCGCGAAGACGCUCGUAACAGUCUCGAGGCUUACCUCUACCGCGUUCGGGACCUCCUGGACGAGAGCUCGCCAGAUGCGCCGUUCAUGAAGUGCUCGCAGCAGCCAGAGCGCGAGAAGAUGCGGGAGAAGCUCGAAGAGACGUUUGCGUGGCUCAACUCGGAGGGCGAGGACGCGGACACGGCGCAGUACCUCGACAAGCGUACCGCACUCGAGAUACUCGAGAAGCCUGUCGUCCACCGCUACACCGAGAUAGAAGAGUUCCCGCGCGCGCUCAACAACUCGCAAAUGUGGAACUGGAGCACGCGGAUGUUCCUCACCGAGGCGAAGCAGAACCUCACCCAGGAACAAAAGGAAGGGGUCCAGGGCCGUUUCACGCAGGACGACCUCGACGGCCUGGAGAAGACGCUGAAGGAGCACGAGUCGUGGUUGAACGAGUGGGUCGAGAAGCAGAAGAGCGUGAAGAUGAACGAGGACCCGGUGAUCCUGACGAGCGAGAUGAAGGCGCGGGCGAAGACGCUCGAGAACCACCUGCAGAGGCUGGUCAGGAAGAGAGCGCCGAAGAAGCCAAAAACGACGACGACGACUACCUCGAGUACGACCUCGACGGCUGCGGCGGAGACGGAGACGGCGUCUGCGGGCGCAGACGGCAGUCAAGUGCCGGUAGACGAUGCCCGGCCGACUACCUCGUCGCCCGAUCCGAGCUCGACGACGUCCGCCGACGGCGCCAGCGAGACAAAGUCGAAGCACGACGAACUAUGAUACACCGCUGAGAGCUAUAUAUUGUCGUCAACUAUCUGCAUAAUAGAGCAUAUUUUUCGUUACCCUC